This is a messenger RNA of Gigantopelta aegis, 960 nucleotides long. Its product is annotated as E3 ubiquitin-protein ligase TRIM13-like. Bases 1 to 960 code for a protein of 319 amino acids. The record is from RefSeq and is a predicted model, not a curated record. The transcript has 2 exons. Lineage: Eukaryota; Metazoa; Mollusca; Gastropoda; Neomphalida; Peltospiridae.
AUGGCUGAAAGUGGUGUUGUCCAAAUUCUGGAAAUUCGUGACGAGCUCGUUACGUGCGAGAUUUGUUUCGAGUAUUUCGAUGACCAGGACAAAUCUCCACGUAUCUUACCGUGCUUCCACAGUUUCUGCUGUCGCUGUCUGGAGUCGAUUUGGGAGAAGUCACCACUGGAGGCAUGUUCAGUCGCUGUAUGUCCAUCGUGCGCUCUUAUCUCCCAUAGAGAUCAUGAGAUACAAGACCUCAAAGAUGUCUACCAAGCAAAGAAAGAUCAAGUCACUGCAGUUUUAUGCGAUUUAGAAAAGUCUAAGGUCACAUCAGAAGGUUACAAAUGCAAGCUUGUUGAACAGAAUGAAGCACUAAGUGUUAUCAAACAACGAUGUUUGCAAGAUAUUGAUGAUUCAUAUGAAAAAUGCAUCACAAUGCUGUCUGAGAGAAGACAACAGUUAAAAGAACAAGUCAUUUCUAACGUGGCCAAACAACAGGCUGACAGAAAUGAGAAAUUUGAGACGCUAACGCUGUCAAAUGACAGUAAAAGUCGACAUUUUCUUUACUGUCAACAAGCGUUGUCGUACACACGAGCUGUUCAGUUCAUAGAAAUGUCUGAGGUUCUGGAGAAGCAAGCCAGAAGGCUGCUAGAAAUACCUCAACUGUUGGAUAUGAAGAUGGAAGAGGUGGACGUAGAUCUGGAUACCUUUGAUCAGGUUUGUAAAAUCCUGCAGAAACGUGCAAUGGUGGUUGAUAUGUCGCAGAUAAAACCAUGUAUUGAGGUAAGGGAUGCCAAGAAAGGCGAAGAAUCCCGUGUGGUUCAAGUUGCAAUGCUACCAAAGGAAACCAAGGCCGAGGAUCAGACAGAUAUGUUAAAAGCAAUGAUUGAAUCAGACACUGAAAUCAAGGGUGAGGAAAAACCGAAAACAAAACUGAUUUCGUUUGGCGUACAUUACGUACAGACAAAUAUGUACUGA